Molecule: messenger RNA, 1266 nt
Organism: Lampris incognitus (smalleye Pacific opah)
Lineage: Eukaryota; Metazoa; Chordata; Actinopteri; Lampriformes; Lampridae
Exons: 9
Coding region: 1-1266 (421 amino acids)
Molecular function (GO): GTP binding
Source: RefSeq, a predicted model, not a curated record
AUGGAGUGUGACUGCGGAGUCGACAGUGUCUGCACGCCCACGUCCGCGUCCUGCCGAGACGACACGACGGACGCCAUCACAGCCCCCCGACCGGAAGCGGGGUUGAGUCCCUCGGCUGCGGGAGAAGGCCUGUGGCUCGACCUGACCAGUCUGCUGACCGGAGUCUUCACCGUCGCUGGAUUUCUCCUCUACAGGUUCUCACAAGCGCUGCCGGCUCUCAUCCGAUGGCCCGUCCGUCUCCUCUGUUCUCUCACCGGUCUGUCCUCUGCGUGGAGCUGGUUGAGCCAACUAGUGGGAAUCCUCCGUGGAAUACAGAGCCUGUUCAUUUGGCUGUCCCAGAUUUGGUGGUUCAUCAUUGCGUUGUUCUCCAAGCUGAGCUGGCUGCUUGUUCUCAUCAAAUUCAUCACAGGGUCUCUCAUCUACACCAAGCAGCUGCUGGAGUCGGUCAUCACAUUACAGCAACACAUCGCAAGGCCGUUGAGAAAACGACCGCCAGAGACGGAGGAGGAUGAGUCCUCCAUAACCAGCCGCGGCCUUCCAGUUUGGAGCCCCGACCUCUCCUGCUCCUGUAUUCUCAGGGAGCCCGGCCUGAGGGUCCUCCUCCUGGGUCCCACCAGAGGGGGGCGAACCUCCCUGGGGGACACUAUGCUGGGCUGUGGGGUUUCGGAGACCGUAGCAUCCACCCCUCCCUUGCUGGAGAGCACCAGACGCAGGGCGGUGGUGGAUGGAAGGGACGUGAUGGUGAUUGACACCCCAGACCUGCUGGGGCCGUCGCUGGGAAGCACUAAGAGGGCGUGGGAGGCCCUCCGGAGCCUCCAGCUUGCGGCUCCUGGACCCCACGCCUUCCUGCUGGUCGUUCGAGCUCCUGACUCUGGCGAGGGAAGAGACCAGGAUGUGUCUCGGGCUAUCAGAGCCAUACUGGAGCUUUUCGGAGAUGGAGCCGCACGCCACGUCCUCACUGUGAUCACCCACGCAGACUGUCUGGGUCCGGACCGCAGCCUGGCCCGGCUGCUGGAGGAGGACACUGGAGGCCUCAGAACCGCUCUAUCUUUGUGUGGCCUGAGGGUGAAGCUGCUGGACAACAGCCCACACUGCUACCCGGAGGCCCGGAGGAGCACGCAGCGGAGCCUGGUGCAGCGGGUGGUGGAGAUGAGAGCACUCAGGGGGCAUUUUGUCCACGAGCUGCAGAAGAGGGAGGACAGCAUGAGGGAGGGGCUGCUGACUGACAUGGCCUCUGCACUGGCCACAAAACUGGGACACACGUAA